Molecule: messenger RNA, 1855 nt
Organism: Haliotis rufescens (red abalone)
Lineage: Eukaryota; Metazoa; Mollusca; Gastropoda; Lepetellida; Haliotidae
Product: flocculation protein FLO11-like
Exons: 5
Coding region: 119-1660 (513 amino acids)
Source: RefSeq, a predicted model, not a curated record
GGAAGACUAGAGUUCCUGUACAGCAUGCAGGCGUCGCCCCUCGCCAUCAGCACACUUCUCGACACGCCUGACCCAAACAAGCACGUCUGGCGUUCUGGACUGGACAUAGUACUGGAACAUGCUACGAUUAACGCUUUUUGUUCUUUUUACUGUCGGAAUAGAUCCGCUUGUUGGUCAAGAGUGCAGCUUACAACUGGUGCCACAAGUACCCACCAUCCAGGUUGCCAGGGGCAACAACGUCAGCAUCUUAUGUGACGCAAGUUGCUAUGGCCGACUCUCAACCAAUCGGCUAUCUUGGUACGACCGGUAUAACCAGCCAAUCGGGAUGUCUGGCAGGGUAUUUUCCGUACGGUACAACAGAGGGAUGUUCGCUCGGCUGAUCCUGCUCACUGUUGACUUCAGUGAAACCGGGCGCUACACAUGCGCAGGGCUGGUCGGCGCUGAUGUGGUGCAGAAACACAUCGACAUCAACGUGAUAGAGAGAGAUUUCGAAGUUGUUGAAUACGUCGACGCGGAAGAUGGACCUCGGAGGGGAGAUGUGCGGGUUGAUGAACCGUUCUUACCAAAACGUCGGCCCGCCAGAGAUGCCGACAAUCCAACAAACCAGACUACAAAGGUAUCGUACACUUCAGAGUUAACGACAACGAACUAUUCAGACAGUUCUGAGGUGGGAUCUGGAACUGCUACUGAUCCGCAACUGGCGAGUGAGACAGGAGGGGCAAGUACAACAUCUAGAAGUGACCCAUCAACAGCGACAUACUACUCGCCCGGAAGUACUAUCCCGUCACCCAGCGGUACCCCGGCACCCUCUUCAAAAGGUCGGACAACUGAUGACCAAUCAACAACGACAGAAACUACUACAGCUGAGCGUCCAAUAACCUCUUCAGAACCACUGCCCAGCCCUGAGAUACAAUCGACUGCAGCUACAGAUAUUCGAACAUCAGAAAUAACUACUGAAACCGGAAAAUUUGAAAAUGGUUAUAAGGGCAGACACAAGAGGGAUAAAACAGCCUUUGGGAAAUAUGGAGUUUUAGCAUUUGCUUUGGCUUUAAGUGUGGCGAUUCUUCUUUUGUACACACUCAUCCUACUGAAUGUCAUCAUUCCACGAUGCUGCAAGAACAAGCAGUCGGUCAGUUUCAGGGAAGCGCCAGACAGCAAACAUAAAGAAAAUGGACCUUCUGCAAUAGACGCUAUUGCCAUGAAACCUUUAGCGGUUGUACCCUGUCCAAACAGUCCAAAUGAUGGAUUUACGACAGUGGACUUGGAUGACAAAGAUGGUCCCAAACCUAACUCAAAUACACCCGGGCAAAAAGAAACAGAUGCACCAAUAUCACCAACGUCUGAUCCAGGGAGUCCAUCCAAAUAUGUAAGUACGUUCCUGAUUGGACGGAAGCCUUCAGAAAGCAGUCCCCUGGGAGUGUAUCUGCAUGAAGGCAAGCCAGUGGACUCGGAGACUGGCAACGAGGGGACCUCUGAUCCCACACCUGAAGUGAAAACAGGAGAAACCACAGUUUCAGAUGGAAAGGAGGCCGGAGGCGAGGCUGCCGGUAGGGCAGAUGUGGACACCAGUACUGAGGUUGACACCAGCACUGACACAAGAGACACAUCAGCCAGCAGCUCCGACAUAGGGGACCUGGGCGUAUCAGGUGCAAAGUCCUGAGCUUCUACGUGGAAGUAGUUAGUACUUUCAGCUUGCAGCUUUUGACAGCUCAUUUAGGGCUAUCUAAUUCUAUACUCACACGCAAAAGAAACGCAAGUCGAGUAUGCAGUAUACAUGUUUUCAACAGUAAAGACAAGAAUACUAAUAGGGCUAAUUUGACAAAAAUUUGACUGAAGACAGUUUAAUGGAUUAAAA